This is a messenger RNA of Helianthus annuus (common sunflower), 1328 nucleotides long. RefSeq names its product proliferating cell nuclear antigen. Gene Ontology annotation, molecular function: DNA polymerase processivity factor activity; DNA binding. The transcript is spliced from 4 exons. Gene Ontology annotation, biological process: leading strand elongation; mismatch repair; regulation of DNA replication. NCBI's taxonomy places the organism in Eukaryota, Viridiplantae, Streptophyta, Magnoliopsida, Asterales, Asteraceae. Bases 97 to 1191 code for a protein of 364 amino acids. The record is from RefSeq and is a predicted model, not a curated record. Gene Ontology annotation, cellular component: PCNA complex.
CACUCUUCCCACAAUACAGUCUGCACCUCUUCUACUCUCUCUCUCUCUCUCUCUCUCUACAAUCACAAAACACACACACACUCUCUCUCACACAAAAUGUUGGAACUCAGGCUAGUGCAGGGAAGCCUGUUAAAAAAAGUGAUGGAAUCCAUAAAGGAUCUAGUGAACGACGCAAACUUCGACUGUUCAGCGACCGGAUUCUCACUGCAAGCCAUGGAUUCAAGCCACGUGGCACUGGUAUCACUUCUUCUCAGAUCUGAGGGUUUCGAGCACUACCGGUGCGAUCGUAACCUCUCGAUGGGGAUGAAUCUCGGUAACAUGGCUAAAAUGCUCCGGUGUGCCGGAAAUGAUGACAUUGUUACUAUUAAGGCUGAUGACGGCGGCGAUUGCGUCACUUUCAUGUUUGAAAGCCCUAAUCAAGACAAGAUUGCUGAUUUUGAGAUGAAGCUGAUGGACAUUGACAGUGAGCAUUUAGGGAUUCCAGAGGCAGAAUAUGAAGCCAUUGUGAGAAUGCCAUCAUCUGAGUUUGCAAGAAUCUGCAAAGAUCUUAGCUCUAUUGGGGACACUGUUGUGAUUUCUGUUACAAAGGAAGGCGUAAAGUUUUCGACCAAAGGUGACAUUGGUACUGCAAACAUUGUGUGCAGACAAAACACUUCUGUUGACAAGCCAGAAGAAGCUACAAUAAUCGAAAUGCAGACACCGGUUUCUCUAACAUUUGCACUGAGGUACAUGAACUCGUUCACAAAGGCGACCCCGCUAGCGAGCCAAGUGACGGUUAGCUUGUCUUCCGAACUGCCGAUUGUGGUGGAAUACAAGAUUGCCGAAAUGGGUUACCUGAGGUUUUACUUGGCUCCAAAGAUAGAAGAGGAUGAGGAGAUGGGUGGUCAGCAACCGGAGCCUGUGGAGACCAAGAAACAACCAGAAAAGAAGCCCAAAACUGAGCCCAAAUCCAACGGGGAACCCAAACGUCGGGUCAUGAAGAUCGACCUUGAUGAUGAAGAAGAGGAACUGAAGCCUAAGGUUGAAGCUAAAAGCGAUGCUGAUGGUUAUGUUGAAGUUAUCGGUUCUAAGCCGGGGAAUGGGAUUGUGAAACCGAAGGAAGAGAUUAACGGUGGAGAUGAGGUUAUGGACGUGAAGCCUAAGAUUGAGAAUGGCACAAAUGGUGAAGUGCAAGUGAUGGAUGAAGAGUAGAGAUUGUUUUUGUGUUUGUUUAUAAUCUAAGAUGAUGAUGGGGUUAAUUUUCUUGUGCUAGUAGUGAAAGCAUAUUUGUAAACCUCCUACUCUAGCAGUGGAUUUCAUUAAACUUAAUCCUAGUUUUGGUUGAAUCA